Messenger RNA from Arachis duranensis, 3328 nucleotides. RefSeq names its product protein MICRORCHIDIA 6. The transcript has 21 exons. The coding region runs from base 987 to 2990 and encodes 667 amino acids. Lineage: Eukaryota; Viridiplantae; Streptophyta; Magnoliopsida; Fabales; Fabaceae. Gene Ontology annotation, cellular component: nucleus. The record is from RefSeq and is a predicted model, not a curated record. Gene Ontology annotation, molecular function: ATP hydrolysis activity.
CGAUGUCGAUACUACUAACCCUGAGGACCCAUGCCUUUUGAUUGGUUUCUAAUUAUGCUUUUUAAUAGUGCCAUGCACCUGUUAGAAUUAAUACAUGUUAUGCUUAGAGUUGAAAGUAAUAAAAACAGCUCAAAUAGUUGUUGGUGGCAUCAAUAAGAGGAAAGGCUCUUGUUGUUGGAAAUUAUGGAAAAAAAGGGAAUUGCUUAUUGGCUCAGAGCACCAAAGUUAUCUUUGAAGACAACGUUGCCGAUAUAGCUAUCUGGAUAGGUUUUCCUCGGAUCAUCGUGAUUCAAACAAUUGGACCUUGAUGGAGGAAUUCCAUUUUGCUUGAUGGGAGAUCAUGCUUUACACCUAACAAGUCAAUUUUUCUAUUGUUGUGUAAGGAAAAAAGUAGUUGAGCGUUAGAAUGUGCGGGAAUGUAAGGAAAAAAGUCAUUAUAUUGACUCAUCUUUCUUUGAAUGUGCAAAUCAACCUUUCUAUUAACUUUAACAAUGAUUGGGAACAAAUUAGUGCAUAUUCAAGAAUGCAUCAGGGAUGACAAAACUCUCCGAUACAUAGAGAUCCCCGCGGGAAUCGCCCCAAAUGGAGAUCCGAAGGGGGAGAAUUUUUCCUACGGGGAUGGGGAUGUGGGACAAAAUUCCCCUGAAGCAGGUGCGGGUACCUGAGUGGUGAUCUCUGCCCUAUCCCCACUAAUCUACGAAAUUUAUUUGUACGCCAUCCCCCCACCUCACCUCUCUGCUCCCAACCCGCCGCCACUCUCCUUGCUCCCGUGCUCUCCUCUCCGCUUGUGUCCGCAGUCCGCUGCACCGCCCCCCACCUCGUCCGCUGCUCCGUGCUCUACGUCGUCGCUCGUUGUCCGUGUGAAAGAAGCCACCGUCUGCCGUCGGCAGCAUUGCCGUCACAGCCGUCGGUUGUCCCUCCCCCUCCUCCACUUCUGAUUGGAUACUCUCGCCCUCUUUGUAUUUUAUUGCACUAAAGGGACAAAUAUGGGAGGCAUAGAAAUUAUUGAUUUAUCUAGUGAUGAUGAGAGUGAAAAGGUCAUUCCCAUAGCGGUGAAGCAGGAGCCAGAUCUUGUUUUGGAUGUAAAGCAAGAAAAAUCGACUAAUAAAGGUCAACUGGCCAAUCGAAAUGGAUCUCGCAUUCAUUCUGUUCGACAAGAUUCUGAAAAUAAUAUGUUCUCUAAUAUUCCAAGGAACGGCCUGGUAGCUAAUCAGUGGUUGCCACCAGGUGAUGAUUCAGACAUUUCUUAUGCGUCACCCAUUUGUGCAGCACCCCUUACUAGGCAGUUUUGGAAAGCUGGGACUUACGAUGAUGGGCCUGCUUGUAAAAAAGUCACAGUCCAAAAUGCCAAAAACUAUCUACAUGUACACCCUAUGUUCCUUCACUCGAAUGCAACUUCACAUAAGUGGGCAUUUGGUGCCAUAGCAGAGCUUCUCGAUAAUGCAGUUGAUGAGAUCCAAAAUGGGGCUACCUUUGUCCUUGUAGAUAAAACUUCAAAUCCAAAGGAUGGAAGUCCAGCAUUGCUGAUUCAAGAUGAUGGUGGUGGAAUGGAUCCAGAAGCAAUGAGGCAUUGCAUGAGUUUUGGAUUUUCAGAUAAGAAGUCAAAGCUGGCUAUUGGGCAGUAUGGUAAUGGCUUUAAGACCAGUACUAUGAGGCUUGGGGCUGAUGUCAUUGUCUUCAGUCGGCAUAUGAGUAAUGGGAUAUUGACGCAAAGCAUUGGACUUCUGUCAUAUACAUUUUUGGUGCAAGAAAAGCUUGACAGAAUAGUAGUACCCAUGGUAAACUAUGAGUUUAAUUCGUCAACUGGAUCAUUGGAGAUAUUAAAUGGCAAAGAGCAUUUUGUCACCAAUUUAUCUUUGAUUUUGCGCUGGUCUCCAUACUCCUCAGAAGAGGAACUUCUUGGACAAUUUAAUGACGUUGGAUCUCAUGGUACUAAAGUCAUUAUCUACAACUUGUGGCUCAAUGAUGAUGGGAACUUGGAGCUAGAUUUUGAUACGGAUCCCGAGGAUAUACGAAUUGCUGGGGAUGUAAGGAAGAUUGACACAAUUCCUGCCUGGCGGGAAGCAAAUGAGAAACAUAUUGCUCAUCGGUUCCGUUUCUGUUUACGUGUUUAUAUGUCAAUAUUGUACUUGCGGAUACCAGAAACUUUUCAUAUGUUUUUGAGAGGCAUAGUUGUGCAGCCACAUAACAUUGCUGAUGAUCUUAAAUAUCCUGAAUUUAUCUUGUAUAAACCACAAGUUGGUGGAACCGUGGAGGCAACAGUUGUGACAACAGUUGGAUUCCUUAAGGAAGCUCCUCGAGUCAUUAUGCACGGUUUCAAUGUAUAUCACAAAAGUCGGCUAAUACUGCCAUUUUGGCAGGUUGUGAACUAUUUAGACAGUAGAGGCAGAGGAGUUGUUGGUAUCCUGCAAGCGGAUUUUGUUGAGCCAACUCAUAAUAAGCAAGAUUUUGAGAAAACUUCUUUGUUUCAAAAGCUUGAAGCACGAUUGAAGGAAAUGACAUGGGAAUACUGGGACGUGCAUUGUAGAUUGCUCGGGUAUCGCGAAAAAUAUCCAGUUCCUAAAGCGAAACAAGCCGAACUCAAUAGAAGUUCCUACUCUGUUGAUGCUAAAGCAGCAAAUGAAAAUGCUGAACUACGCAAGAGAACCAUGCGAAACACAUCUGAGCAAGGAUCUAAUAACAAGAGGAAGAUAUAUGAAUCGGUAGACCUCCAUAAUUCGAAAAAGCAUGCAAAGGAAGAGAAUAUUAAAGGUGUUGGCUUAUCUCAGAAUAUGCAGGUUAUUCCGUCUCCUGCGGAGCAGAUGCUAGACCAAGAGACCUUAAUAUUAUUGGAAGAAAACCAGAAACUACGGACAAAAUGUUUGGAAUCUGAAAAGAUACAAGAAGAACUUAAUCUUAAGGUAACAGAUCUUAGAAGUAAAAUAGAAGAAGCCAGAGGGCAGCAUAAUCUACUAUUGGCUCAACUACAACUGCUAGAUGUGAAAGAUUAGUACUACUUGUAGUAGUAGUUGUAGGUGUAGCUGUAACAAUUGGCAGUGCUCAAAUUCUUUUAUUUGUACAAGUGUUGUACCAUAUGUAUAGUUUCACUUUCACACGCUAGGUAGGUGUGUAGCUAGCCAAUUCUGGUUUUUAGAGGGGCAUAGUGGUCAAUGCUGUAAGCUAGUUUGGUUUAUAUGCCUUGGUUAGUCUUCAUUUCAAGGUUUGUAACAUCAGGGGUUUUUUGGUAAGUUAAGAAAUUUAGCCACAAAAGCUGAAGAUUUUUCUCUUCUGUAUACAUGUAACAUGAUAAACCAUUAUUUGUGAAAUGAGCAAGGCAAUCUUUUCGUCU